AUGGCGAAGAAAUCAUUCCGUGUGGUCGUCCUCCCCGGAGAUGGCAUCGGCCCCGAGGUCGUCGCUGAAGCAGUGCGCGUGCUCGAGGUCGUCUCCGCUGCCUCGGGCGACAUCGAGCUCAAGCUCGAGACCCACCAGUUCGGCGGCUGCGCCAUCGACGCGACCGGCGAGCCCCUCCCCGCGUCCACGCUCAAGGCCUGCCAAGAGGCCGAUGCGAUCCUCAUGGGUUCCAUCGGCGGCCCCAAGUGGGGCGUGAACAGCAAGGUGCGCCCCGAGCAGGGCCUUCUCGCCCUCCGCAAAGCCCUCGGCCUCUACGCCAACAUCCGGCCCGCCAACUUCGCGUCCGACUCCCUCCUCGCGAACUCGCCCCUCAAGCCGUCCGUCGCCGAGGGCGUCGACAUCAUCGUCGUCCGCGAGCUCAUCGGCGGCGCGUACUUCGGCGCGCGCAAGGAGCUCGGCGCGGGCGCGGGCCCCGACGUCGACUCCGCCUGGGACACCAUGGUCUACUCCGUGGGCGAGGUGCAGCGGAUCACGCGCGUCGCCGCGCAGAUCGCGAUGCAGGCGAACCCGCCCCUGCCGGUGACGUCGAUCGACAAGGCGAACGUGCUCGCGAGCUCCCGGCUCUGGCGCAAGGUCGUCUCCGAGACCCUCCAGGCCGAGUACCCCCAGCUCCAGCUCGAGCACCAGCUCGUCGACUCGGCCGCGAUGCUCAUCGUCGCGAACCCCAAAAAGCUCAACGGCGUGAUCGUCACGGAGAACCUGUUCGGCGACAUCCUUUCCGACGAGUCCAGCGUCAUUCCUGGAUCACUCGGCCUCCUCCCUUCGGCCUCCCUGGCCGGAGCGCCCUCGGUUUCCGAUGCCCUGUCUCCGGACUUCAAGUCCACUCCCGGUCUCUACGAGCCCAUUCACGGAUCGGCACCCGACAUUACCGGCAAGGGGAUCGCGAACCCCAUUGGCACCAUCCUCAGUGCUGCCAUGCUUCUCCGCUACUCUCUCGGUCUCGAAAAGUACGCACAAGCUAUUGAAACGUCUGUGCGCAAGGCGCUCGACGACAAGCCCUCUGGUGGCUUCGAGCUUCGUACGGCAGAUCUGGGUGGUAGCGUUUCGACAAAGGAGCUGGGCGACAAGGUGGUGGAGAUCCUCAAGGGGCUGUUGUGA
Molecule: messenger RNA, 1158 nt
Organism: Epithele typhae
Lineage: Eukaryota; Fungi; Basidiomycota; Agaricomycetes; Polyporales; Epitheliaceae
Product: 3-isopropylmalate dehydrogenase
Exons: 5
Coding region: 1-1158 (385 amino acids)
Biological process (GO): L-leucine biosynthetic process
Cellular component (GO): cytosol
Molecular function (GO): magnesium ion binding; 3-isopropylmalate dehydrogenase activity; NAD binding
Source: RefSeq, a predicted model, not a curated record